GGAGGCUGGGGCUUGCAUGUGGAAGACAAAUCAACAGUGUUUGGCACAACACUCAACUACGUAGCCCUGAGGAUCCUGGGGCUCGGACCAGAUGACCCUGAUGUUGUGCGGGCCCGUGUCAACCUGCACAGCAAAGGAGGUGCUGUGGGAAUCCCUUCCUGGGGGAAGUUUUGGCUGGCUGUCUUGAACGUUUACAGCUGGGAGGGAAUGAACACGCUUCUUCCAGAGAUGUGGCUGCUUCCUACGUGGUUCCCAGCCCACCCGUCCCGGCUCUGGUGCCACUGCCGCCAGGUGUACCUCCCCAUGAGCUACUGUUAUGCCAAACGUCUGUCAGCAGAAGAGGACGAGCUCAUACGGAGUGUACGGGCAGGUGUGUCCGUGCGGGACUACGCCAGCAUCGACUGGCCAGCCCAGAGAAACAACGUGGCGGCCUGUGAUGUGUACACCCCACACAGCUGGCUGCUGGGGGUCGCCUAUGCCAUCAUGAACGUGUAUGAAGCGCACCACAGCACUCACCUGCGGCAGCGAGCUGUCACAGAGCUGUAUGACCACAUCAAGGCUGAUGACAGAUUCACCAAGUGCAUCAGCAUCGGGCCGAUUUCAAAGACGAUCAACAUGCUCGUUCGCUGGUUCGUGGAUGGGAAGAACUCCUCAGCUUUCCAAGAACAUGUUUCCAGGAUCCCUGACUAUCUCUGGCUGGGCCUCGAUGGCAUGAAAAUGCAGGGCACAAAUGGAUCCCAGCUCUGGGACACUGCCUUUGCCAUCCAAGCCUUCUUGGAGGCAGAAGCCCAGGAGAUGUCUGAAUUCACGUCCUGCCUCCAAAAUGCCCAUGAAUUCCUCCGGUUCACCCAGAUCCCAGAGAACCCACCCGACUACCAGAAAUACUAUCGCCACAUGAACAAGGGUGGCUUCCCCUUCAGCACCCGAGACUGUGGCUGGAUCGUGGCAGACUGCACAGCAGAGGGGCUGAAGUCAGUAAUGCUUCUGCAGAAGAAGUGCCCCUUCAUAGCCAAGCUUGUCCCCCCCGAACGCCUCUUUGAUGCUGUGAAUGUGUUGCUGAGCAUGAGGAACUCGGAUGGAGGCUUUGCCACAUACGAAACCAAGCGAGGAGGCCUUUUUCCCUCAGAGGUGUUUGGUGACAUCAUGAUUGACUACACCUAUGUGGAGUGCACAUCCGCUGUCAUGCAGGCACUGAAACACUUCCAUGAUGAGUUCCCUGAGCACAGAGCUCCAGAGAUCAGAGAGACUCUGCAGAAGGGCCUGGACUUCUGUCGCAAGAAGCAGCGAGCUGAUGGGUCAUGGGAAGGGAGCUGGGGAGUUUGUUUCACCUACGGCACCUGGUUUGGGCUGGAGGCAUUUGCCAGUAUGCAGCACACAUACCAUGAUGGGGCUGCAUGCCGAGAGGUGGCCCAGGCCUGCCAGUUCCUCCUCUCCAAGCAGAUGGCAGAUGGCGGGUGGGGAGAGGACUUUGAGUCAUGCGAGCAGCGCACCUACGUGCAGAGCACUGAGUCACAGAUCCACAACACGUGCUGGGCCCUGCUGGGGCUCAUGGCUGUCAGGUACCCUGACAUUGAUGUGCUGGAAAGGGGCAUCAAACUUCUGAUUGACAAGCAGCUGCCCAAUGGGGACUGGCCUCAGGAGAAUAUUGCUGGUGUGUUCAACAAGUCAUGUGCCAUCAGUUACACCGCAUACUGCAACGUCUUCCCCAUCUGGACAUUAGGCCGUUUCUGCCGGCUGCAUCCCAACAGCCCUCUUGCUGGGAAGCUGCGCUCCGGAUCCUUGGAUGGGACAGGGAAGACAGUGCCAGAGGCUUUGUCUGCCUAA
Messenger RNA from Nestor notabilis (Kea), 1824 nucleotides. It is a transcript of the gene LSS, whose product is annotated as lanosterol synthase (2,3-oxidosqualene-lanosterol cyclase). Gene Ontology annotation, molecular function: lanosterol synthase activity. Gene Ontology annotation, cellular component: lipid droplet. Lineage: Eukaryota; Metazoa; Chordata; Aves; Psittaciformes; Psittacidae. Gene Ontology annotation, biological process: cholesterol biosynthetic process; triterpenoid biosynthetic process. The transcript has 19 exons. The annotation marks the transcript as partial. The record is from RefSeq and is a predicted model, not a curated record.